This is a messenger RNA of Trichomycterus rosablanca, 503 nucleotides long. RefSeq names its product ribosomal protein, large P2 (gene rplp2a). The transcript has 5 exons. NCBI's taxonomy places the organism in Eukaryota, Metazoa, Chordata, Actinopteri, Siluriformes, Trichomycteridae. The coding region runs from base 104 to 460 and encodes 118 amino acids. Gene Ontology annotation, biological process: cytoplasmic translational elongation. Gene Ontology annotation, molecular function: structural constituent of ribosome. Gene Ontology annotation, cellular component: cytosolic large ribosomal subunit; ribosome. The record is from RefSeq and is a predicted model, not a curated record.
CAGCUGUGUUUGUCUCCACGCCGCCCAUAUUUUCCUGCGUUUUUUCUCUUUCGUCCUGAAAGUACAGCGUGACCGACGUUUCGUGUCUUUCACAGACUUAAAAAUGCGUUACGUGGCCGCUUACCUCUUGGCUGUACUGGGUGGCAACAACAGCCCCUCCGCCAAGGAUAUCAAAAACAUCCUGGGCAGUGUGGGAAUCGAGGCCGAUGAUGAACGUCUCAAUAAGGUCAUCAGGGAAUUAAAUGGCAAAGACAUCAAUGAAGUCAUGAAUUCUGGUCUUGCUAAGUUAGCCUCCGUGCCAGCGGGUGGUGGUGCUGCUGCUGUAGCAGCUUCUGCUGCUGCUUCAAGCGGUGGGGCUCCUGCGGCUGGCGGAGCACCUGCAGCGGAAGAGAAAAAGGAAGAGAAGAAAGAGGAAUCUGAGGAGUCCGAUGAAGACAUGGGCUUUGGCCUCUUUGAUUAAGCUUGCUGCUUUUUCUAAAAACAAAAUAAAAAUGUAAAAUAUU